AAAGAAAAUGAGCUUGAGAAACUAAGAAGAGAAGAAGAAAGUGCUAAGAAUCUUGUUCGAAACCUGCGUCAUAAAGUAGAAGAAGCCAGAAGUUCUUUAGCAAUGAGUUGCAAUCGAGGAAGAGUGCUUGAGGCUCUGCUUCAGCAGAAGAAAAGUGGAAAUAUUCCUGGACUAUAUGGAAGAUUGGGAGACUUGGGAGCUAUUGAUGAGAAAUAUGAUGUUGCUAUUUCAUCAUCUUGUGGUGCCUUAGACAACAUUGUAGUUGAUACAAUUGAUACUGCACAGGCAUGUGUGAAUUUCUUGAAGGCAAAAGGAAUUGGAGUUGCCACGUUUAUAGCCCUGGACAAAAUGGCUGUGUGGGAAAAAAGUCUUCAGAAAAUCCCCACUCCAGAAAAUGUUCCUCGGUUGUUUGAUCUGGUGAAAGCAAACGAUGAGAAGUUUUGCCUGGCUUUCUACUUCGCAUUACGUGAUACUUUAGUAGCUAAUAACUUGGAAGAAGCUUCCAGAAUAGCAUUUCAAAAAGAGAAAAGAUGGAGGGUGGUAACGCUUCAAGGACAAAUCAUUGAACAAUCAGGAACUAUGACUGGUGGUGGGGGUAAAGUAAUGAAGGGUAGAAUGGGUUCUUCAGUUGUAAUGGAUGUUUCAGAAGAAGAGGUCAAUAAAAUGGAAUGUCAACUGCAGAAGGAGUCUAAAAGAGCAGUACAGUGUGAAGAAGAGAAAUUACAACUUGAAGAAGCCAUAAGCAAACUGCAACGAGAUGUUCGGGAAAUGAAAAAUAAUUUAGAAAAGUACUCAGCAAGUAUCAAGAAUUUACCUGAACAAGAAAUUCAUCUGAAAACCCACAUUAAGGAACUUGAAGCCAAUGUAAUUGCUACUGCUCCGGACAAAACCAAACAGAAUGAAUUGGAAAAAGUCCUUAAUGGAUAUAAAAAAGAUUAUGACUGUGCUGCUGAGAAAGCUGGUGAAAUAGAAAGUGAAGUUAAACGAUUACAUAACCUCAUAAUUGAUACCAAUAAUCAGAAACUUAAACCGCAUCAAGACAAAGUUAACAAGAUCAACAAAGAAAUAGACGAAUGUUUUUCAACUAUUACUAAAGCCCAGGUGGCAAUCAAGACUGCGAAUAGAAAUGUGAAAAAAUCCCAAGAUGCUCUUCUUCACAUGGAGAAGGAAUUGGAAGACAAUGAGAAAGAAAUCAAAGACUUAAUAAAAGAACUGACUGAACUGGAAGCCAAAGCUGCUGAGGUUAUGAAUGACUGCAGGCAAGCUGAAGAAGCAUUGCCAGGAGUUCAACAGGAGCAUCACAAUUUACUCCAGGAGAUAAAAACCAUUCAGGAUGAGGAACAUGCACUUCAAAAGGAAGCUCUUAAUAUUAAGCUGAAAAUGGAACAAAUUGACAGUCAUAUUUCUGCACACCAGUCAAAGAUGAAAUACUGGCAAAAAGAGAUGUCAAAAUUAUCACUGCAUCCCAUAGAAGAUAAACAACCUGAAGAACUUCCAGUACUAAGUCAAGAAGAGCUGGAGGCUCUCAAGGAUCCCAAUGUUAUCACUAAUCAAAUAGCUCUCCUGGAAGCCCAGUGUAAGGAAAUGAAACCCAACCUUGGUGCUAUUGCAGAAUACAAGAAGAAGGAAGAGCUGUACUUGAAACAUGUGGCUGAACUGGAUGACGUUACCAAUGAGAGAGACAACUUCAGACAAGCUUUUGAAGAUCUCCGGAAACAAAGGCUAAAUGAGUUUAUGGCAGGAUUUAAUGUAAUAACAAAUAAACUAAAGGAGAACUACCAGAUGCUUACACUGGGAGGGGAUGCUGAGUUAGAACUUGUGGACAGUCUGGAUCCCUUCUCCGAGGGAAUCAUGUUUAGCGUUCGGCCUCCCAAGAAAAGUUGGAAGAAGAUAUUUAACUUAUCAGGAGGCGAGAAGACCCUUAGUUCACUGGCUCUAGUUUUUGCUCUCCAUCAUUACAAGCCAACGCCACUUUAUUUUAUGGAUGAAAUUGAUGCAGCACUUGACUUCAAAAAUGUGUCUAUUGUAGCAUUUUACAUAUAUGAGCAAACCAAAAAUGCACAGUUCAUCGUCAUCUCCCUGCGGAACAACAUGUUUGAGAUCGCAGACAGGUUAAUUGGAAUUUAUAAGACUCACAAUACGACAAAAAGCGUGGCAACAAACCCCAAAGUUAUUGCAGCUAAAGGACUGGAUGAACUCAAGGCUAUUGGGUGCGGAAUAGCUCAACCAUAG
Nestor notabilis (Kea) is the source of this 2232-nucleotide messenger RNA. It is a transcript of the gene SMC4, whose product is annotated as structural maintenance of chromosomes 4. Gene Ontology annotation, biological process: mitotic chromosome condensation. The transcript is spliced from 13 exons. The annotation marks the transcript as partial. NCBI's taxonomy places the organism in Eukaryota, Metazoa, Chordata, Aves, Psittaciformes, Psittacidae. The record is from RefSeq and is a predicted model, not a curated record. Gene Ontology annotation, molecular function: protein binding; ATP binding. Gene Ontology annotation, cellular component: chromosome.